GACCCUUGUGCCAUAUACUUCAAUGUCUUUAAUUUGACUUUUGCCACAAAAUACUACCUUUCGAAAGUAGUUCACACAAAAUUUAGGAUAACUACUACGACAUGAAUAAACUAUAUGUACAUUCCACCACCGAUUUUCUGCACAUCAAACCGGUAGCAGUACGCCCCACGCUCUUCAUAUUCUACACCUUGGAAACGAUCCUAAACAUUAUCUGCAUUGGAUAUCACAUCACUGGAUUCCAGCCCCUCGAUUGGCGAGGCCAAGAGAUCCACUACAUCUGCCUGAUCGUCUUUUACGUCUUCAUAUUGGUGAACUUUUUCCAGAGCAUCGCCAUUUGCACGGGACGCAUGCCCAGUGUCCUGGUGGAGAUCUGGAAGGCCUCGGUGGCCGCGGUCGCCUUCAUCCUGAUAUCCUUGCUCACCAUGUGGGACGUGGAGCGGCAGUUCUCUGUGUUCUUCGUGCGACCACCCAGCGAGCAGGCCCAGGAUGAGCACAGGGAACUGCCUCCCGUUCACCCGACCUUCCGCUACAAGAAGGGUCAGGCCAUCUCCUCGUUGUCCUGCGGUCUGAUCUACAUGCUCCACGCCGUAAUCAUGUUCGACGUCAGGCUGACCUCCAAGCUUGUGGUCAAUGGAUCACAGCACUUGCCCAUUCCCCUCUUCGUCCUGGGUCGCGCUUUCCACAGGCAGAUGUCCAAGUACGAGUGGUUUACGGAGUUUUGUGGCAACAACACCAUUGAUCUCUAGUGGGAAGUCUUAAAUUUGCUGCUGAUUCUUCACAAAAACCAUAGUUCAAAUUGUACAAAUUCCAAAUACAUAUGUAUAUCUAUAUCUA
Messenger RNA from Drosophila yakuba, 834 nucleotides. RefSeq lists its product as uncharacterized. The record is from RefSeq and is a predicted model, not a curated record. Lineage: Eukaryota; Metazoa; Arthropoda; Insecta; Diptera; Drosophilidae. The transcript has a single exon. The coding region runs from base 102 to 746 and encodes 214 amino acids.